Messenger RNA from Penicillium expansum, 1542 nucleotides. RefSeq names its product zinc knuckle domain protein. The transcript is spliced from 3 exons. Bases 1 to 1542 code for a protein of 513 amino acids. NCBI's taxonomy places the organism in Eukaryota, Fungi, Ascomycota, Eurotiomycetes, Eurotiales, Aspergillaceae. The record is from RefSeq and is a predicted model, not a curated record.
AUGGCAAAAUCCUCAGAUGAAGAGGCUGAUUCGCGCACAGCCCUGGUUGGCGCACCGCGCACUCGGUCGAAUCCGCGUUCCACUUCGCGCUCCGCAUCGCACGACAGCUCCCGCCCGGCCAAGAGACAACGCCGCAACAGAAAUAAGAAGGACUCAGAUCUAGCUGACUUUGUUCCAAAAGGGGUUGCAUUCAGUGCCACAUCCUUGCCAGUGGACGAUCCAGACAACACAUCUAGUUCGGGAUCUAGUUCGGCCUCAAGUGAAGAUUCCGAUUCCGACGCGGACAAAACCACUGUCGCAAACCCACACGCUGGCAACACUGCGCCUGCGAUUAGCUGGAACCAGGGUCGGAAGGCUGCAGUGCGAACAACACUUGGAAAACGAUCGGCGCCAACAAACGAGCAGCCUACUCAAUUUGAAGCGGUGAACGACAAAUAUUGGCGCAGUCGCAGCGCAUCUGUUUCGGUCAAUGGUGAAGACAAGCCCACAACAAACGACCAAUUUCAAAACGACGAUGAGCUGGAAGAUGGCGAAAUUGACUCCAAGAGUGACACAGAUGAUACAGAUUCUCUUGGUUCUGAAGCCGAUGACUCUAUCCUGCUAAACAUAGGGGAUAAGAUGGGAAUGGAUGGUGCCAAUGACUAUGACCCUGCCACUCUGGCUCAUCAACAUGCUUCCACCACUGGAAACUCAAAUCUGAAAGGCGCAUCUGCACAAACCGGACCUGGAUCGAAAGAGGAAGCAUUCCGGCUAUUCUCAAUCAAGUAUCCAAAUGCGCCUGUUGCUUUGGUGGACCUAAGCCAGGCGGACCUUGAGAUCCUUGCGAAUGUGAACACUGCGGUGCCUGGAAUCAGCACCAAAGCAGUAUUUGCCCCGACUGGCGACGAUGCCAACGAUGCCGCGAACGUGGCCACGACGAGCCGCAAUGCAGUGCAAAACUACGCAAUUUCGCAUACGAAGUGCCUUGUGACUAUUGUGGGAAUGAGCACCUGGAAGCUGAAUGCGAUUCUCUAUGGAGGUUUCCAAUCAGGGAUCUCCACUCCGACCAAGUCACAGUCUCAAUCUGCUGUGCCAAUUGCUGCAUCAUCAUCAUUUACCCUGAAGGGUAUCGACCCAGACAUGAUCACGAACCUCAACACUGUCAUCCCGCCCCGAGAAAGCCGCCCCCCAAGCCAAGCUUCAUCCCGCGGAAGAAACAGGGGAUGGUCUCCGGCUCCAUCACCAGAAGAAGAUGAUAUGAUGUCCCGCGUAUCCCGAGGCCGAGGCCGCCCCGUCCCUGCCCCGCGUGGCAACACCCGUGGCAGUAUCAAGUUUGCAAGCGGAGUUGGAUCCAAACGUGGUGGUGACCCACCACCCAGAGGGCCUUCUCGUGGCCGAUCAACAUUCUCUGGGAACAACAACCACCGUGCGCGCUCCCCCAACCCGCCCCUUCCACGGGGUCCUCCCCCACCGAGAGGUGGUGGUCGCGGCCGCGGACCGCAACGAGGAGGAGGAUUCUCACGCGGACCGCGUGGUGGGGGCGGCAGAGGCCGCGGGUGGUAA